Messenger RNA from Helicoverpa armigera (cotton bollworm), 887 nucleotides. Its product is annotated as trypsin, alkaline B. Gene Ontology annotation, molecular function: serine-type endopeptidase activity. Gene Ontology annotation, biological process: proteolysis. Bases 63 to 851 code for a protein of 262 amino acids. The transcript has 4 exons. The record is from RefSeq and is a predicted model, not a curated record. NCBI's taxonomy places the organism in Eukaryota, Metazoa, Arthropoda, Insecta, Lepidoptera, Noctuidae.
AUAUAUAGGGGGUACCAGUCUUCCUCUAGUUACAGUACGCACCCGUAACUUGCAGUUCAACCAUGCGGUUCAUCAUCUUCUUAGGUCUUCUUGCCACCAGUUUCGCGGUACCGCGGAGCAUAAGCCGCAUAGUCGGUGGCAAGGACACUGACAUAUCGGUCUAUCCCUUUAUGGCAAACAUGCAAUUCUUGGAGGGAGGAUUGUGGUGGAGGACGUAUUGCGGUGGCUCACUUCUCACCAGGACCUCCGUGCUUUCCGCUGCACACUGUUUCUACGGAGAUCAUGUCUGGCAAUGGCGUGUAAUCCUCGGCAGUUCGAUGGCACACAGCGGCGGGACCGUGCACACAAUCAACCGCAUUGUUCUACACCCGCAGUACGACCAUAGUGUUUUCAACUUUGAUGUAGCCAUCGUGCACCUGAACAGCCCAGCCGUUUACUCCGACACCGUGCAGCCCGCUAGCAUCGCUGGAUCUAACUACCACGUCGCCGACGGUACCUCGGUCACUCAUGUAGGAUGGGGCAGACUUUGGUACAUGGGACCAACAAGCGAGCGACUUCAACAUGUUGACAUCAACGUCAUCAAUCAUAAACUGUGUGCUGAGCGUUACGCAUACCUGAAGACGCAGCCACGGUACGAACUCUGGCCCGACGUUACCGACAACAUGAUGUGCGCUGGUAUCUUGAACAUCGGCGGCAAGGAUGCUUGUGGAGGCGACUCCGGCGGACCUCUCCUCCACAACAAUGUUAUCGUCGGAGUAACCUCGUGGGGCUUCCAAUGCGCUGAUCCUUUCUACCCUGGUGUCAGCGCUCGAGUGUCAUAUUUCACCGACUGGAUUAUUGCAAAUGCUUAGAUGCAUUACGGACUAAUUCGGAGCUUUUUACUGUAC